AAUAAAUAAAGAGAUGCAAGCUUAUACAGAUAAAACAGACAGUAUGACACAAGAAAUUAAAAGCCUCUCUGAUUUGAUUGUUUCUAUACAAGAUGAAAAUAAUAAAAUCGUGGUCAAAACUUCAACGCAAUUUGAAAAGUUUAAAUCAAAGCACAGCGUUAUGUACAAACUCCUACAACAAAGAUUGAUGCCCAUUGACAAACUGAUUCAAAUCUUUAACCAGAACUUGGAAACUAGGGAAGAAAGAAUAAAUAAGCUGGGUGAACUUGAAAAUAGUAUUUCCAAGUUGUCCAACGAUUUUCAUCUCAUCGGUAAGUUUGGUUUAAAAAAUGGUUUGAAUCAUAUUUAUAUAACAGUAGUGAUUUAA
Messenger RNA from Physella acuta, 367 nucleotides. RefSeq lists its product as uncharacterized. The record is from RefSeq and is a predicted model, not a curated record. NCBI's taxonomy places the organism in Eukaryota, Metazoa, Mollusca, Gastropoda, Physidae.